Messenger RNA from Ananas comosus (pineapple), 1111 nucleotides. Its product is annotated as transcription factor MYB36-like. Bases 5 to 991 code for a protein of 328 amino acids. NCBI's taxonomy places the organism in Eukaryota, Viridiplantae, Streptophyta, Magnoliopsida, Poales, Bromeliaceae. The transcript is spliced from 3 exons. The record is from RefSeq and is a predicted model, not a curated record.
AGAGAUGGGGAGGGCGCCAUGUUGCGACAAAGCGAACGUGAAGAAGGGGCCGUGGUCGCCCGAGGAGGACGCGAAGCUCAAGGCUUAUAUUGAAGAACAUGGGACUGGUGGAAAUUGGAUUGCACUGCCUCAGAAGAUUGGGUUAAAGAGGUGUGGGAAGAGUUGCAGGUUGAGAUGGUUGAACUAUCUGAGGCCGAAUAUAAAGCAUGGUGGUUUCUCCGAAGAAGAGGAUCGAAUUAUAUGUAGCCUCUACAUAAGUAUUGGGAGCAGGUGGUCGAUAAUUGCAGCACAAUUACCAGGGCGAACCGACAAUGAUAUCAAGAACUAUUGGAAUACAAGGCUGAAGAAGAAACUAUUAGGAAAGCGAAGAGAAUCGACGCACUCUCGAAGUCUCCCCGUUAACCAAGAACGCAGUGAGGAAGGUGUUACGGGGAACAACGAAGGGCCUUCGCAAACCCUAAGCGCAUCGGCCCUCGAAAGAAUGCAACUCCACAUGAAGCUUCAAGGCCUAUACAGCCCCUUCUCCUUCUACAACAAUCCCGCACUGUGGCCACCAAAACUCGGUGCUACGAAUGAGAUCGCGACGAAUCCAACGCAGCAGUUAUCCAACUGCAAUGCUUUUGUGUCAGCUAAUCAAACUAUGGCAGGAAACAAAGUCGAAAUGCCUCGCGAUAUUAGUCCAUACAUGCAGGAACAUGUUGACAUCUCCAAACUAGGGUUCCCUACGAGCACCAACAACGUCAGCAUCGAUAACUCGAACUCGAACUUCUUGAGCACUCCCAAUAUCAUAGGGCUCGAGGCCGAGCUACAAGACCUGUGGGACGUCGAGGAAGAGAGCUUAGAAGCGCAAGAGGAGCAUAGAACGACGGAAUUAGACUGUUUCGAAGAAGCAAACGGAAGUAAAGAGAGUAUGAAUUGGUGGGACAACAUUAAUGGCUCCGCUCUCCACUCCGAUUCGAUGCUUCAAGAUGUUCUAGGGUAUGACUUAUAGCCAUGCAAAUGGAAUUAGUUGAGAAUUUUAAGCUUUGAUAAAAGAGGUUCAAUCUAUGUCAUAAAAUGAUGCUGUUGAUAUGUGAAUAAUAGUACAGUAUGCUUGUUGCCAGUAGCUUAA